AUGACUACUAAUAAUCAACUAGUUCGUAAUCCUAGGAAACCAAAAAAAAAUAAAAAGGGCAAACCAAAUUCGGCUCAGAGAUCAGUUACUAGAGUUAAACUCAGUAAUGGGAAAGAAGUUACUAUUUAUAUCCCAGGAGAAAAGCACAAUCUUCAAGAAUACUCCUCUGUUUUAGUUAGUGGAAGAGGAGCUAAAGAUUUACCUGGAGUAAAAUACCGUGUUAUUCGCGGUUGA
Messenger RNA from Entrophospora candida, 234 nucleotides. The record is from the annotation of a GenBank genome assembly. Lineage: Eukaryota; Fungi; Glomeromycota; Glomeromycetes; Entrophosporales; Entrophosporaceae.